Rubroshorea leprosula is the source of this 993-nucleotide messenger RNA. The record is from the annotation of a GenBank genome assembly. NCBI's taxonomy places the organism in Eukaryota, Viridiplantae, Streptophyta, Magnoliopsida, Malvales, Dipterocarpaceae.
GUAGGGGUACUGCUUGUACCCUGUUUAAUAUUUCAUUUGCUAAUACAAAAAAUGUCAUGUGCUUGCUCAUUUCUAUUCUAAUUGAUUUUUGUUGUCCGGUAUUUGUUUUACCAGCUAUUUGUAUCACCAUUUUUCUUAAUUUUGAUUCCAAUGCACGGAGAUCAGGUAGAUAUCAAGGAGUUAGUCUCCCACAUGAGUUCCCUAGCUUGCCUCCAUUCCCAUCUUCUUAUUCAUCUCACAUUUCCCAUAAUUAUAGUGAUUGCUUCCUUACUACCGUGCAACGUUCAACUUAGUUCAUGUUUUAAAUCUUAUAGCAUCUGAUUAAACCCUUUACCUUUUUCAAGUCAAGUAUAGGAUUAAUUAAAAGGUUGAUCUAAGAUUCCAAGUUCAAGCCUCCCUUUUUAGGCAAGAUACUUCUUCAACAAGUAGGUCCUGGAUGCUUUGACAUUAAUGUUGCCUUUCAUAUGAGAGAUGAUGCUUCCAGGAUGAUGAGUCAGAAAUGAAUGAUCCAACUCUGUACUGUGUUCCCUCUGUAUUCAUCCUAAGUCACAUCCAAGAUUGCCGCACAAACACUGCUGCUUUAUCCGCUGCUUUACCUAAGAAUGGGCUGACUUGGAAAGCAACUUCAAGAUCUAACAAGUUGAUGAAAAAUGGUGGUGUUCACAAAUCUGUCGUAGUUGCUGGCUUGCAGCUAUAAUCUUCUACCCUCCAAAGAAUGCCCUCUCUGGUAAGGACAUGGAUUUUCUUUGAGUUUCUCUAGUAACUUCCCUUGAUCAAUUCCCUAAAUCAAGGACAAUUCGAGGAUAUAUAUAAAGGUGGAUGGCGUAAAGCUUUGAGGAUUCUUGUGUUGUAUCUAUCCAUCCAUCUGGUGUUAAGAAAACUCUUCAUGAAUGCAUACAUGAACUGCAUGGAGCUGGGACUUUGGAUGUAACAAGUCAGUGGAGCUUUGAAUAACAGCUGGUGGCUGGUUUUGAUCAACAUUGCAAAAACAGU